GUUUAUAAGGUAUAAGCAUUUCAAAAAAGUAAAGAGACGUGUAACAGGAGAGCUCGGGAUCUAAACCUAAACGGCGGCCGAUUCUAGUUUUUUGUUCGGCAGUUAUUCCUGACUUCGUCUGGUGGAGGAUUUUCCGGCGCAUGUGUUUGGUUUGAUUCAACGGAGGUUCAAUCUUUGUCACAUGUGGGCUUGGCCGUACAUGGUUUCUUCUUCCGCCAUCAAUUCCGCCAGACUAUUUUUCUUGUUAAGCGGAGGGUCAAAAAUGCUUGUUCUCCGGCGGCCUAAGGUUGUGCAGGGACAGAAUACAGAUGCUUGGUCUCUGGCGGCCAAAGAUCGUGGACGAAGCAUGGGGCUAGACGCCGGAACAAAUUUGGAUUCGAGGUCAUCUGUGAUAGGUGAUGACAGAAGAGGCUUGGUAGAGAACACGAUGAACAAAAAGCAAGGCGAGGAAGCAGCUACACUACCGCUGGAUCGUCCCCCUCGUGAACCACCGCCAUGAAGAGCAGGAGAGUCUACGAUUUGGAAGCAACAUUUUAAUUUUACUGUUUGCUUGCUAUUUACUUUUCAUGAUCAGACUAUUUAUUUUUUGUUGAUUACAUUUAUUGUUGUAAUACUCUUACAUUAGGAUUGGAUGAUGGGAGACCUGCUUUAACCAUCGUUGGCUCAUUUGCCCAUUAUAGGAUCAGCGAGUCAUUUUGCUUUUUUGAAAGUGAUUGACUCUAAGUCUGGUUCGAGAACUGAUGGUUGCUUGUGAGCCUUUUGUCAUUUUACCCCUUAUAUGAAUACCAUGAUAUCAAUUUAAG
Molecule: messenger RNA, 803 nt
Organism: Cuscuta europaea
Lineage: Eukaryota; Viridiplantae; Streptophyta; Magnoliopsida; Solanales; Convolvulaceae
Source: the annotation of a GenBank genome assembly